This is a messenger RNA of Candoia aspera, 7017 nucleotides long. It is a transcript of the gene TRAF6, whose product is annotated as TNF receptor associated factor 6. The record is from RefSeq and is a predicted model, not a curated record. NCBI's taxonomy places the organism in Eukaryota, Metazoa, Chordata, Lepidosauria, Squamata, Candoiidae. The transcript has 7 exons. Gene Ontology annotation, molecular function: tumor necrosis factor receptor binding; ubiquitin protein ligase activity; zinc ion binding. Gene Ontology annotation, biological process: tumor necrosis factor-mediated signaling pathway; innate immune response; regulation of apoptotic process. The coding region runs from base 136 to 1782 and encodes 548 amino acids.
UUUGUGCUUCCUUCGCCGCCUCCCCCUUCCCGUCGUCAGUCUGCCUCGUCGGGGCGCCUGCAGUGGCGGUCGAGGAGUCGUCUCGGAGAUACGUGACCCGUAGGCUGAGGUUAUCCUGCCACCUUUUAAAUUACUAUGAGUCUACUACAUAGUAACACGAGCUUUGAAACCAGUGAUCAAGAGAGUGGCUGCUGUGCAGCCAUGGCCAGUGCUUGCAGUGCUGGAACCAAGGAGGAAGGCAUCAGUGCCAGCAUCAGCAAUGGUACCAGUGGGACACUUUCAAACUCUUUCAUGGAGGAAACCCAAGGCUACGAUGUGGAAUUUGACCCACCACUGGAAAGUAAAUAUGAAUGCCCUAUCUGUUUAAUGGCUCUACGGGAAGCAGUACAAACACCAUGUGGACAUCGUUUUUGCAAAGCUUGCAUUGUCAAAUCCAUAAGAGAUGCAGGUCAUAAGUGUCCAAUAGACAAUGAAAUCUUACUAGAAAAUCAACUAUUUCCUGAUAACUUUGCAAAACGUGAAAUCCUAUCAUUGACAGUGAAAUGUCCCAACAAAGGCUGCAGCCAGAAGAUGGAACUAAGGCAUUUAGAGGACCAUCAGCUUCGUUGUGGAUUCGCAUCAGAGAAAUGUUCUCAGUGCCAAGGGAUUUUCCAGAAGAACCAGCUGCAAGAACACAUUAAACUAGAGUGUCCACGGCGGCAAAUUGCCUGUCCGAAUUGUGCCAUGUGUAUGCCUUACGAAGAAAAGCAGGUUCAUGACAAAAUAUGCCUUUUGGCAAAUGUCUUCUGUGAAUAUUGUAAUACCAUGCUAAUCAGAGAACAGCUGCCUAACCACUAUGGUAAUGACUGCCCUACUGCUCCAGUACCAUGUACCUAUAGUACAUUUGGGUGUACAGAAAAGAUGCAGAGAAAUGACUUGGCACGCCACAUGCAAGAAUUUACUCAGGUUCAUAUGAGAAUGAUGGCUCAGACUCUUCAGAGUGUCAGUGUUACUACUCCAACUUCCUUAAAUUUUUCUGGAGCUUUACCCUUUGAUCCAUCACUCUUCUCUCAAGCCAUGCCACCUUCAUGUGAGUGUAGCCCUGAGGUCCAGAACUUCAAGGAGACUAUUCAGCAACUGGAAGGUCGCUUAGUAAGACAAGAUCACCAAAUUAGAGAACUCAUUGCAAAAAUGGAGACCCAAAACUCCCAGAUGGGGGAUCUCAAACGCACCAUUCGAAAUCUAGAGGAAAAAAUUGUUGACAUUGAAGCCCAACAAUGUAAUGGUAUUUUCCUGUGGAAAAUUGAAAAUUUCAGUAUGUAUCUGAAAGCCCAGGAAGAAGAAAGGCCUGUUGUGAUCCACAGUCCAGGUUUUUACACAGGGAAACCGGGAUAUAAACUUUGCUUGCGUCUGCAUAUCCAGUUGCCAAGUGCUCAACGUUGUGCUAACUACAUUUCUCUUUUUGUUCACACAAUGCAAGGGGACUAUGACAGUCAUCUGCCUUGGCCUUUCCAAGGCACCAUACGUCUAUCAAUUUUGGAUCAGUCAGAAGGAUCACCAAGGCAUAAUCAUGAAGAAGUAAUGGAUACCAAGCCUGAGUUGCUAGCCUUCCAACGUCCUAUGGCCCAUCGCAACCCAAAGGGCUUUGGAUAUGUGACUUUUAUGCAGUUGCAAGCCCUAAAACAAAGAACAUACAUAAAAGAUGAUAUUCUUUUGGUACGCUGUGAAGUUUUAACGCGUUUGGACUUAACCAGUCUCCGAAGAGAGGGUUUUCAGCCUCGUAGCACAGAUGGAACAUCGUAGCCUAUUGUCCAGUCUUGAUCAUUUGUUUAUGUAAUUGUGAAAACCAAGCUUGGUUUAAAUUAUUCGGCUCCCUGAUGUGGAGCAGAAAAUGAUGCUCCUGUUUUCAAAAAGAAAAAAGUCAUCAUGUUAACCUAAGAUAGCAAAAUUCUGCUAGUGCCUCUUCCUCCUCCUCAGGAAUAGAAAAGCAGCAAUAAUAAAUGCCUUUUUUUUGCUACAUGAAAAGUUUUUUGCCUGUAGCAGCUGCUUUGCUGUCUUAUUGUAUGAAGAAUCUCUUGAACUGUAAAGGAAGAGUGAGAUUCAUGAGAAUCACAGAUCUUUGAAGCAGAAGUAAGACUGCCACCCUGGGAAGAUAGUAUGCUUUUCAGGAAAGGGAAGAUCAUUCUUCUGUCAUAAGACAAAAAUAUAUCUAGUGCACUCUGUUGAUCCUUACAAGUGAGCUGGAUAACUGUUACCACGAGCUGACAUGUGUUAAAAAUAGUACAGUGAAACAGAGCAACCUACUGUAUAGUCAAGAAUGGGUCAGAUUCUGUUGCUAUUUGUCAUUAGAAGAUUGAUUGCUAAAGCUAUAAACUUUGUACUUGUAUCUCAGAGAAGUUAAACUAUGAAAUAUAUUUACCUAGAGGCAAGUAUAUAGUGGGGUAUCUCAGGGCUCUGUCUAGGGCCCAGUAUUCUUCAGUUUUAUAAGUGACUUAGAGGAUGGGAGGCUCACCAAGUCUGCAAAUGGCACAAAGCUAGGAGGAGAUUGCUAACACGUCAGAAGACAUGCUCGAGGUUUGAAAGGUUUUCAUAUGCUUGAACAUUGGGCUUUAUCCAAUAAACUACUGUUCAAUGGCAAAAUAAAUAAGGUUAUGCACUUAGAUGGGAAAGACCAGAUGCACAAGUAGAAGAUAGGCAGGACUUGGCUCAGCAGUAGCACUUAUGAAAAAGAUCUGGGUAUCCUAGUAGACUACAGAUUAAGCAUGAGCCAGGGAAGAAUGCAGAGAAGAGCAAUAAAGAUGAUGAAAAGCUUGGAGGCUAAAACUUAUGAAGAACAGUUAAACUGGGUUUGUUUAGCCUAAAAAAGAAAAGGCUAAGAGGAGUCAUGAUAGCAGUCUCCCAGUGCUUGAAGGGCUGUUACAGUGAAGAGGGUAUGAAUUUGUUUUCCAUAGUGUCUAAAUGUAGGACAAAAACAAAUGGAUGGAGUGACUCCUGGUGUCAUGGGAUCAUCUGAGGAUUCCUGCCUGGGAAGUGGGUUAGACUGUAAGACCUCCAAGCUACCUUCCAACCCUAUGAUUCUAUGAAUUAUUUGAAUAUCUAAGCUAAUAAGUAGGGAUGUUAAGAAUAAAUUGUGAGACAAUAUACAACAAAAACCCUUGACACAGUAUGCACAUAUGACAUGCAUAACUGCUUAAUGCUCUUUAUCAUCUGGGCAGGAAAGUCAACAUUCAUAUGUUUGUAGAUUUGGAAUUACUUAGGGCUUCAUUCUUGCAUUCUCUUCCCAGAGAAUGUAGUGUUAAGAAUCCAUUCUCAACUGCCGUUAAUAUAGUAUGUUUGAUAUAUCUAAAAGUUCAUUGCAGAUCUCUCCUAGAGAAGCUUAAUGAGGUAUCAAGCAUACUUUUGCCCUAAUGACUGAUGAAAUCUUGAGAUAUCCUUGACUGGUUUCCAUGUCGCUAUGUCAUUUGCACUGCUUAAUCCUAUCUCUUGCCCUGUUGCAUUUUUUGCACUUCUGUGAUGAUAACUUUUAACUGUGACGCUGUUACAAACAUUAGGCAUGUUUCAUGUUUACCUGGAAGCACUGUUGCAAUCUGUUAGCAGUAAAGGGAAUUCCCCUUCUUUCAGUAGGUGAUUUUUGAUAGGCUUGUGCUUGCAUUCUGCAGUGUUUUCAAGUUUGUUUUGCUGACAUAUUCAACAUAGGUGUUACAAUUCUCAAGAAUGUGAUUUUCACCAGCCUCAGAUUGGCUGAUCUAAGCAAAGCUGUACCAAAGCUUUUUUUUUUUUGCACUCAACAAUCUCUAUAGAAUCGUGCUACUUUGGUGCACAAACUUGUUAUUAGUGCUGUUAAAGUUGUUACCUUGUGUAAAAGAAACCUCUGAUCAAAAUUCAGUGGUGUUGACAGAAUCUUUUUAGUGAAAGUGCUCUCAAUAAUACCUGUGUGACAUGAGAGCAAAAAGUGUGGAAUCAUGGCCAAAGUUAACUAAAGGAUGAAAGUGUGGCUCUCAUGUGUGAAAGAAAAAAAAAAGAUCAAGGCAGCCUUACCAUUGCUUUGGGGGGGGGGGGAGAAACAAUAUAAAUAGUCCUGGGGGCAACAGUCAGUAGCCCAAAAUUUGCACUAGUACUCCAUGUAAACAUAUGAUGGUAAAUCUGUAGCACUGUGAUAACUUAAUCUUUCUUUACAGUUCUAUAAGAACACUUAGAGUAAAGGUGCUUGUCUUCCAGAUGAAUAAAAGACACACAAUAAUGAAGCAGCCAUAGAAAAACACAAAUUUUGGGAUGACCUGUCAGAUUUUGAGGGUGCCUGUCAGAACACUGCCCAAGAAGCGAAAUGUAUAGUGAAUUUCCCAAGCAUUUGGGAGUGAAAUAAAGUAUUCUCAGAUGCCAUAAAAGCAGAGCAUGUGAGUGUUAACACUUAAGGUAGCAUAUUCCACAAUUUUGUAGAAGAGAUACUUAUUUGGGAGCAAUGACUUACGCAAUGACUUUCCCAAACUCCCACCCCACCCAGGCACUGAAAAUGUGCAUUAUUUCAAAGAAUUGGUUGUCUAUUCAGAGUACAGAUACAAUACAAUUUUCUAUUCUGAUGCUUUUCUUAUGAAAAAGAACUAUGUAGAUUAUUCUUCAUUUAAACUUGAUCUAAUUGUCAUUUUUUUGUGAAAUAAUAACUCUUAGUGUGAUAUAUUUCAUUUACUUAUCCAAAAGUAAACAUCACUCACUCAUUGGAACUUAGUUUUAACUAUCUUUAGUAAGCUAAGACGAAAAUGCUGGCAUCUUCAGACAUUUUUAUAUACAGCAGUGUUAUAUACUAUAAGCUGCUGAGCUUGCCGACAGGAAGGUCAGCGGUUCGAAUCCAUGUGACGGGGUGAGCUCCCGUUGCUAGUCCCAGCUCCUGCCAACCUAGCAGUUCAAAAACAUGCAAAUGUGAGUAGAUUAAUAGGUACCACUUCGGCGGGCAGGUAACGGCGUUCUGCUUAGUCAUGCCGGCCACAUGGCCACAGAGGAAGUGUGUACAGACAAACGCCGGCUCUUCGGCUUUGAAACGGAGAUGAGCACCGCCCCCUAGAGUCAGACACAACUGGACUUAUUGUCAAGGGAAACCUUUACCUUUACUACUGCAUAAUUACAAUCUAUUUGACAGAAAAGCCAAGUUUAUUUCCCAGUUUUCAAAGGCAUCUGUGUAUGAACAGUAAUUUCUUGCAAUAAACAUUAACCUUUAAGGAAUAAUAAUCCAUUUAGUCCAUAAACUAGUAGCUUGCAUAUUCUACCUUUUCACUUGCUAUUUCCAAUCUUUAUUAGUCCUUAGGUGAUAAAGUAAAAAUAAAGGUAGGAACUAAUUACCAUCUGUGGGCAUAUUUCAGUUUCAUGGCACAGUCUUCAGCACAUCUAUUAAGAAGCCAGCCUGAUUACACUUCCAGAUAAUGGAAUAUAGGAUUGCAAUCUCAGUUUAACUUUUAUUUAAAAAUUGUUGAAUACAUUUAAACAUUGCCAUUUAAAACACUUGCACUCUUUUUCUAUUGUUUAAUCUUAUUUUCCAUCACUAGCAGUACUUUUUAGCUUCUGUUUUGUCCUACUUUUUAAAUCAAUCACUUUGAGCCCUUAUCUUUGGAUCUCAUUGUUACUGGACAUCAAUAAGGUCUAAUCCAUCUCUUAGAUAUAUCUAAAUUUUUAAUUAAUUGGUUUUUAGCUUCAUUUCUUCCAUUUCCCCAUCCAUUUCAUUGUAUAUUGUGUUUAUUAUGAUCGUAGAACUCUCUGCAGGAUGCUACGGUUUUAUUUCAGUGUUUUAUAUUCUGUCACAUAUUGGGAAUAGGACAGGAGCAGAAAUUAGGAAUCUGGUUGCAACUUUUUAGACUAACAAAUUUCAUUAAAAGGCAUAAGCUUUCAUAAACUAUAGCUCACUUGAUCAGAUGCAUGGAGGAGCAGAGAAUUCAUAGACUUCCAGCUAUCUUAAAUUCCAGUUCCCAUCAGGCCUGGCCAGUAUGGUUAGUAGUCAGGUAUGUUCAGAAUUGUAGUCUAGCAAGAUUUGAAAGGUCCCAAGUCCCUCUUCUCCAUUCCCUUAGGUAUUUUAAGUAAUAACAAAAGUGUUUGUGCUUACAUGUGAAAAAGCAGUACUAUGAAGAACUGUGCAGUUGCAAUUGUUCACUAUGUGCAUUUAUCUGUGUGCAUGUGUGCCAAAAACUUCUAAUUUCCUUGGAAUAUAUAGAAGUUGAAUAAGAUAUCUAUUCUUUAGAUCAGAUAAAGCUGAAUAGCAUAUGAAGACAUGUUUUUUGCUGCUCACUGUAGAAGUCAAAAGUUUUCUGUGAGUAUAUUUUUUCAGGAUCAUAUGCUCUUUCACAAUUGCUUCACAAUUAGUCACUUAACUCCACUGCAAUAUAGGGUGGAAGUGGGAAGCAUUUUCUAUUUGGGGGCCAUGUUGUCUUCGUUAGGGGAGCGGCUUGUAGAACUAUGGGUAGUAUAGCAAUAUAUUCAGUGAGCUAGAUGCAAGAUUUUGGCCCUUUUUAUGUGCUCUGGGAGAGCGGGGAGGUAUUUUAACUCUGGGAGGCUGAACACAUCUAACUCUUCAUUUUUAAAAAUGUGCCAUCUAAUUGCCAUUUUACCACAGAGCUCUUUUAACAAACAUGGAAUUCUGGGAAUAACAUAAAUGGGGCUGGGACAACUUGUAGGCUAAGUAUUGUUGGGAUACAAUAUCAAGAUACUUACCUCCUAAAUUUUUUAAAUAGAGAAUUAGAAGUUUUCUGUUUCACUGAGGUUUCAAAUUAUUGUAAUGUGUGUUCAACCAGGCAUCCAAAUACAAACAUAUGUUACAAGUGAACUGCAAUGAAAAAGUACCUUUUAAAUUAAAAUGCAGGGUCUCUGCCUUAAAUGAACUAAUGUGACAUAAUCCAGUAAAUUGAAGGUACUAGUAACAAGGCCACAUUAAAACAUCACAUAUUGCCAAUGUUGCUAAUGUCUGAGAACAAUAUUUAACAAAAUAUAUUGUGUAAUAAAUGCACUAAUCUGUGCAUAUACUACUACUGAUUAUCACAAUAAACUAAUCCAUUUAAUAUU